AUGCAUCUGGAUAUAAAGCCUCAUAACAUCCUCCUUGAUGAAGAUUUCUGCCCAAAAAUAGCAUAUUUUGGGCUUGCUAAAUUGCACUCAAGGAAAGAUAGUAUAGUUUCAAUGUUGGAGGCGAGAGGCACCAUUGGAUAUAUUGCCCCUGAAGUUUUCAACAGAAACUUUGGAGUAGUGUCCCAUAAAGCCGAUGUGUAUAGUUAUGGGAUGCUAAUACUAGAAAUGGUUGGCGGAAAAAGCAAUGUCGAUGCUGGUACUGAUAAGGAUGAUACCAAGUCUCAGUCAGGGUAUGUCUUCAUUUUGAAUGGAGGAGCAGUAGAUUGGAAGAGUAAGAAGAAAUCUACCGUUGCUAUGUUUACUACAGAGUCUGAGUAUAUAGCUGCUUUGGAUGCAGCAAUGGAAGCUGUCUGGAUCAGAAAUUUUCUUUCUGGGCUUGAUGUGAUGCCAUCAAAUAAUACACCUAUGGAUUUGUACUGUGACAAUCCUGGAGCAAUUGUCAUUGCCAAUGAACCUGGAGUUCAAAAGGCAUUUGGGAAAAACCCUGAAUUAGAUAAUAUUCCAAAGACAGAACAAUUAUCUUAA
This is a messenger RNA of Erigeron canadensis, 585 nucleotides long. Its product is annotated as rust resistance kinase Lr10-like. The record is from RefSeq and is a predicted model, not a curated record. Lineage: Eukaryota; Viridiplantae; Streptophyta; Magnoliopsida; Asterales; Asteraceae. Gene Ontology annotation, biological process: protein phosphorylation. The transcript is spliced from 3 exons. Gene Ontology annotation, molecular function: protein kinase activity; ATP binding. Bases 1 to 585 code for a protein of 194 amino acids.